Messenger RNA from Pseudoliparis swirei, 2954 nucleotides. RefSeq names its product heparan sulfate 2-O-sulfotransferase 1a (gene hs2st1a). Gene Ontology annotation, cellular component: membrane. Gene Ontology annotation, molecular function: heparan sulfate 2-sulfotransferase activity. The record is from RefSeq and is a predicted model, not a curated record. The transcript has 8 exons. Lineage: Eukaryota; Metazoa; Chordata; Actinopteri; Perciformes; Liparidae. The coding region runs from base 237 to 1319 and encodes 360 amino acids.
GGACACACACUGGAUGGGACAGGGCAGCGCUACAUAGGGGACGAGAGCGACAGCGGCUGGUAACACCGCUCCGACAAACCCGGGAGACACGCACUCUGGAUACAUCUCUGGGGCUUGACAUCGCUCCUCUAUUGGGGAUUGAAUUGAUGAAUUAACAAAGCCGAGCAUGAACACAUCGCCUUUAAGUGUUUCCUUCUCUGAGCAUGGACUGACCAAACACCUCUCUGGAUGAUUUGAUGGGGCUGCUCAGAGUCAUAAUGCCGCCCAAGUUGCAGCUGUUGGCGCUGCUGACGUUCGCAGUGGCCAUGUUCUUCCUGGAGAACCAGAUCCAGAAGCUGGAGGAGUCCAAGGGGAAGCUCGAACGAGCCAUCGCCAGACACGAGGUGCGAGAGAUCGAGCAGCGACACACACAGGACGGUCUGCGGGAACGGGAUUCGCCGGCCUCGACGCUGUCCGAGGGCGAAGACGACAUCGUCAUCAUCUACAACCGCGUGCCCAAGACAGCCAGCACCUCCUUCACCAACAUCGCCUACGACCUGUGCGGGAAGAACCACUACCAUGUCCUGCACAUCAACACCACGAAGAACAACCCCGUCAUGUCCAUACAGGACCAGGUGCGGUUUGUAAAGAAUGUGACGGAGUGGAGGGAAAUGAAGCCGGCUUUCUACCACGGACACGUCUCCUUCCUGGACUUCACCAAGUUUGGAGUGAAGCGGAAACCAAUCUACAUAAACCUGAUCCGGGACCCCAUCGAACGGCUGGUGUCCUAUUAUUACUUCCUGCGUUUCGGGGAUGACUACCGGCCCGGUCUGAGACGCAGGAAACAAGGAGACAAGAAGACGUUUGAUGAAUGUGUGUCCGCCGUUGGCUCAGACUGUGCUCCUGAGAAGCUCUGGCUCCAGAUCCCCUUUUUCUGUGGUCACUACUCUGAAUGCUGGAACGUGGGAAGUCAGUGGGCUCUGGAGCAGGCCAAAUACAACCUGGUGAAUGAAUACAUGCUGGUGGGAUUAACAGAAGAGCUUGAGGACUUUGUCAUGAUGCUGGAGGCCGCGCUGCCACGCUUCUUCAAAGGAGCCACUGAGCUGUACAAAACAGGGAAGAAAUCCCACCUGAGAAAGACCAGCGAGAAGAAGCCGCCCACGAAGGAGUCGAUCGCCAGGCUGCAGCAGUCGGCCAUCUGGAAGAUGGAGAACGAAUUCUACGAGUUUGCACUGGAGCAGUUCCAGUUUGUCAGGGCGCAUGCUGUCAGAGAAAAGGACGGCGAGCUCUACCUGCUGGCACAAAACUUCUUCUACGAGAAAAUCUACCCCAAAAACUAAAGAGGCACAUGUCCGUAGAGGACACUUAGUGCGGGCUCAGAUGGAAAGGGAGAAGGAAAGUGUGGCUGGUUUGUACUUGUGAGUGAGAACAUAACGUGGAGCUGCAGAGCAACCUGCGUCUGGUGGCAGCUGCCUCAUACACGCGUCUGUCCAGCCAACUGGACAUGGAGCUUGUGUUGAGUUCCCAGCAGCCCCCGGGCCUCCAUUCCCCUUCACUUCCAUGUCAAAGGUCGUCGGGCCAGAGGACCUCUGUCGGCACGUGUCCGGAGAUGACCUCCAACGACUGGUCAGACCUCACCUCCUGAUUGGCUUCUCUGUUCUCCGAUCCAGACAAAACAUUUCCAUUGGCCCUGUACGGUUUGGUUGUAUUUGAACUCUUUCCUUCGGUGACAUGUUCUAUGCCUCACCACCACCACCACCACUAACUUAAAGAGAUUGUAAGUGUACAAAACUGACUACUGUGCUGUGUUAUUGGACUUGAAAAAUAACUUUUUAGGUUUUUAUGAAGUAAAAAUCCUGUGACCAUGGACUAUCUACUGGGACAAGUGCGUAUGUUUUAUACUGUACUCGAUGUGCUUCGUUGGAUGUAAUUACGCAGCUUUGCCCAGCGGCUAUUCCUUCGUAAUGAAGGAAGACAUGAUCGUAUUAAAAUGUGUAAGAACACUAUAGUGAAGAUGCUGCUGCUGUCAAUAUUUACUACUUUUUUCAGUCCAAUUCAUUCACAUGCAGAUUUGCUACUGUAUAAGAUUAACCCAUUUAUACAAUCAGUUGGUACAUUUCAUUUCACUUUUUAGUCUCCAUUUCAUUUUCUUAAAUGUGUUUGUUCACUGUAGAACCAGAUAGUCUGUGCUAUGCCAACAUGUUGGGGAAAUGCUUUCAUCUGCUUUCUUCUCAAGUGUCUAAAGGGGAGAUCGUUACCACUUCAUUCCCUGAGGCAGAAGGCUCCAGCUAUCAGCAGGUUAGCUUAGCUUAGCAUAAAGACUAAGCAACAGUGAGCCUGUCCCACCCAUGACAUCGCACACUUGUUGUUUUAUCACAUCAGUUUUUGUUUGCAUUAAACCCACCAUCAGUGAGCCUGUCUGCUUAUUGGUAUCAAUCUUCUCAACUAAUUGGCAAGAAAGCAGCUGUGCAUACUUCCCCAAAAAACUUGAACUGUUUCAUUAAAUCUUUGCUGUUUUCUUAGCAGUUCUCCACAUAAAUGAAGGUUGGGAAUAACUUUACUCAUUUGAUUGUGUAUUUGUUAUCUCUUGUAGUUUUCAUCUCGCUUCUCAAAGGUUGGGUUUAUUGGUUUUUAAAGGCCUGUAAUUGGCUGAUCAAAGUUCUUGUCUAUUAUAAAUUGCUUACUAAAAGUUGGAAAUGUUUAAAAUGACAAUGUUGUUCCCUCAACUAAUUCACCUGAAUGAGCUGCACAGAUAUGUUCCACUGGAUGUACAGCCACAUCACAACUGGAAGUAUUUAGAUGUGCGUGUGAAGACGUACUCGUGGUUAUCUGAGGACAAACUGUCGUGUGUGUACCUUCUCCACGCCUGGCCCGCCUUGUGUUGCAGUCCUUUCAGAUGGAAAGUAAAAACAACUCGCCGUUUUCAUCUUCUGAUUGCCAAACAAAAUACACUGAAUUUUUUUGUUUUAAACUAC